UUUUCUCUCCCGCGAAGAUCGAAACACAAGCAGAUUUCGGAAAAUAAACUGUACCAUCACCCGAAUUAGUGCUUAGUGUGUGCUCCAAUGGCGGCUGAAAACAAAACCAAUGGUGGAGGCAAAAGCAACAACACCUUCAGGGGCAAGAAGAGAAAGCAAUUUCUCCCACACAAUAAACUUGUUAAGAAAAAAGGGGCCUACGCUUUAGGGCCUGGUGUUCAAGGCUUCUUCAUCACCUGCGAUGGAGGCCGGGAACGCCAAGCUGCACACGAAGCCCUCUUAGUUAUUGAUUCUUUCUUUGAUGAGCUGGUCAAUGGCAGGGGUUCUGGUAAAACCCUUGCUGACAUGCCAAAUAAACCUUUAAAUAAAAAGAUUGUGUUUGCUAGCGAUGAUGAUGAUGAUGAUGAUGAUGGUGAUGAGGAGGAGGAGGUGGUGCUAACAAAGGAGAAAGAGGGGGGAGAUGGGGGACAGGAAGAAGGGAAACAAUCAGAUACUUGUGGAGAUGGUGAAGCAAGUCAUGAAAAUUCAACAAAUGAGAAGUCAGAUCCUCCUGAGUCCAGUAAUAUGUGCAGUGGAAAUGAAAUUGAGGGAAUGACUGGUGAAAAUAAAGAGGGUAAAAGACAUGAAAGUCAAGUAAAUGAAUCUGAGGAGCCACCAGCCAAGAAGCAGUGCUUAGAACCUGAAGCAUCAAAACCUGUGCAGAGUGAAAAAGUGGAGGAGAAGUCGAUCGAUAAACUCAUCGAAGCUGAGAUUAAAGAACUUGGAGAUAAAAAUAAAAGGCGCUUUAUCAAUCUUGAUUCUUGCUGUAAUGGUGUUGCCAUCAUUCAAAUGCGAACAAAAGAUGGAGACCCCAGCCCAAAAGACAUUGUACAGCACAUGAUGACAAGAACAAAGUCAACAAGGAAACCAGUGUCAAGGUUCAUCUUAAGAGUGUUACCAGUUGAACUAUCAUGCUAUGCUUCAGAAGAGGAAAUUCAAAGAGCAAUCAAACCUCUUGUAGAAAACUAUUUUCCAGUGGAGACUCAAAACCCUCAGAGGUUUGCUGUGUUGUAUGAGGGUCGUGCAAACACUGGAAUUGACAGGAUGAAAAUAAUAAACGCAGUGGCGAAAUCUGUUCCUGCACCUCAUAAGGUUGAUCUGAGCAAUCCUGACAAGACAAUUAUAGUUGAAAUUGUUAAGACUCUGUGCAUGAUCGGUGUCGUCGAGAAGUAUAAGGAGUUAUCAAAAUGCAAUCUAAGGCAGUUGACAUCACCAAAGCAGUAAAUGUGAAAUUAUGAAAGAGGAUAUUAUUGAUGAUGGAAAACGCUUUGAUUAAAUAUUAUUUUGUAUAUGAAAUCGAUGAACAUACUUUUCAAGAGAAUAUUUAAAAACUCAAAGUAGAGCUUUGUGUUAAGAGUAAACAUGGACUCAUUUGUGUGCCAGCUUGGCUUGAACGAGUCUGAAAUGAGCUCGAUUUAGAUGAACUCAAGUUCAUGCCUAAAAGGUUGUCAAGUUCAAAUUUAGAUGAACUUAAAAGUUGUUUGGAUCAUCAAGCUUAUGAGCUCGAAAAAAACUUGAUUAAAAUGAGUUAAAAUGAUAUUUUUUUUGACUUAUUAACAUUAA
Mangifera indica (mango) is the source of this 1602-nucleotide messenger RNA. Its product is annotated as THUMP domain-containing protein 1 homolog. Gene Ontology annotation, molecular function: RNA binding. NCBI's taxonomy places the organism in Eukaryota, Viridiplantae, Streptophyta, Magnoliopsida, Sapindales, Anacardiaceae. Gene Ontology annotation, biological process: tRNA modification. The record is from RefSeq and is a predicted model, not a curated record.